AUGGGUGUACCUAAAUUCUAUCGAUGGGUAUCCGAGCGAUAUCCUAAUAUUAGCCGAGUGAUUAAUGAUAAUCAGAUACCUGAUUUUGACAAUUUCUACUUGGAUAUGAAUGGAAUAAUUCAUGCAUGCUCACAUGUAAAUGAUGAUAAUUGUGACACAAAUGUAACAGAAGAAGAAAUAUUUCGAAAUAUUUUUCAUUAUAUUGAUUUCCUUUUUCGUAUGAUCAAGCCCAAAAAAGUUUUUUAUAUGGCUGUUGAUGGUGUUGCACCACGAGCUAAGAUGAAUCAACAACGAUCAAGACGAUUUCGAGCUGGUCGAGAUCGAAUGAAAAAGUUAAAAACAUUAUCUGAAAAAACUGGUCAAACAUUAAAAGAAACUAUGGCUAAUCAUUUUGAUACGAAUGCAAUUACGCCUGGAACGACAUUUAUGGCAAAUCUUGAUGAACAACUGAGAUAUUUUAUCAAUGUUAAACUCACUACGGAUCCAUUGUGGGAAGGUGUUGACAUUUAUUUAUCUGGACAUUUGACACCAGGCGAGGGUGAACACAAAGUCAUGGAAUAUAUUCGUUAUGCACGUUCACAACCAGGAUAUGAUGUUAAUACAAGACAUUGUUUAUAUGGACUCGAUGCUGAUUUAAUUAUGCUUGGCUUAGUAACACAUGAAAUGCAUUUUGCACUUUUACGCGAAGAAGUUAAAUAUGGCCCAAAAAAAGUUUCAAAAAUUCUUACGCCAGAAGAAAUCAAUUGGCAUUUGUUACAAUUAUGUUUACUACGUGAUUAUAUCGAUUUAGAAUUUCGUUCAACUAAAGAUAAAUUGAAAUUCCCAUAUGAUAUUGAGUGUAUUGUUGAUGAUUGGAUACUUAUGGGUUAUUUAGUUGGUAAUGAUUUCAUCCCACAUUUGCCUCAUGUUCAUAUCAAUCAAGAUGCCUUACCGCUGCUUUGGGAAACCUAUAAAAAAGUAUUACCAACACUUGAUGGCUAUAUGAAUGAAUCAGGUGAUUUAAAUUUAUCACGUUUUCAAAUUUACUUAACAGAAUUAUCAAAAUACGAUUAUGAUCGAUUUAAAAAAGAUAACGAAUCGUUAGAAAAAUUUGGGUCAACUCCAAAAAAAUUUGAACUUGAUAAAGAUCAAAUUCCUAAUUCAGGUUUUAGUCUUGAAAUUAUGGAAAAAUUAAUGAUAAGAACAUCAAUAGCUCCUAAAAAAGAACCGAAUGGUAGCAAUGAAAAUGAUUCUAAUGGCCAAAUGAUUGAUAGUUUUAUAGCUCUUGAACGAAAACCAUCAAAUGUUUCUUCAUCUUCAUCAUCAGAUGAUGUUCCUCAACGACCAGUCUAUCCGGAUGCUGAUGAUGAUGGCCCAUUAUCGGAUUUUGACCGAGAUAGUGAUAAUGACGAUGAACAUAAGAAGCUUCUAAGAAUGUCAUCAAAAUAUAGUACAAAUGAAAACGAUGAUUGCCGAUCAACGAUCGACAUUACAUUUCGUCAACAUAAAAAUGAAUAUUAUCGUCGUAAAAUGAAAAGUGAAUCAGUAUCAACAGAACAAAUUCAAGCAUAUGUUCAACAAUACAUUGAAGCAUUACAAUGGAUUUUAAAAUAUUAUUAUCAAGGUUGUCCAUCAUGGUCAUGGUUUUAUCCACAUCACUAUGCACCAUACUUAUCAGAUUUAAAUAAUUUUAAACAUUGGCAAUUUACAUUUCAAAGAGGAACACCAUUUAAACCAUUUGAACAACUUUUAGCUGUUCUUCCGCCAACUAGUCGUUAUUUAUUACCAAAUGCUUUACAGCCAUUAAUGAUCGAUUCUGAAAGUCCAUUAUUACAUUUCUAUCCGGAAGAUUUUCAAUUAGAUCAAAAUGAAAAAAAACAAGAUUGGGAAUCUAUUGUUCUAUUACCAUUCAUUGAUGAGCAACUUUUGUUAAAUUCUAUAAGAAAAUAUUAUGCAAAUCUUGAUGCUAAUGAGAAAAGUCGUAAUCAACAUUGCUCAUCAUUAUGUUUCAAAUCGACGCCAACCUUACAUCCGAUCAGUAAUACAUUUGCUAAUAAUCCAUAUUUUCCACCAUUAAGUCAAACGCGUGCAAUUUGUACUGAAUAUUCAAUGGAUUAUUUUCUAUAUGAUGGUUCAACGUUUAAGCAUGGACGAUUUGAUGAAUCUCGUAUGGUGUACUUUCCUAAAUUUCCUGUUCUAAAUGUUUUACCAUAUACAUUUGAUUUUAAACAAGGUGUUGUCGAUAUAUUCGAAUCACGUUCAAAAUCGACAACACUUGUAUUAAAUUUAACUCAUCAACCUGAUACUGAUUGUAUAGCUUAUAAUGAAAAAUGGGAUCCAAAAGAUAAUGAUAGUAGUCAACCAUUUCAAAUAACAAAUCGUCAUUUACUAAUCGAACGUUAUCUUGGUAAACGUGUUUUUGUUAAUUGGCCACAUUUUGAAUAUGGUAUUGUUUGCGCAAUCAGUGAUUUUCGACAUUUUUACACAUGGUCAAAUAUUCCUGGUGGUUCACAUUUUAGUUUUCGACCACUGACAAAUGAUGAUAAUCAAGAUAAUAAAAAUUACAAUCAAACACCAAUUUAUGUAUCACGUUAUCCAUUUGAAAUCAGCGAUGAAAAUAAUAAAUCUAUAUCAAGUAAAACAUAUCCGUUGGAUGCAUCACAAACUCAAUCGGAAUAUACAAAAGCAAUCAAUAUUAAUCGGCGAUAUGAAAACCGACAAGGUGUUAAAAUAGGGCCCAUACCUUUAUUACUUUAUGUAUGUCCAUUAGUUGGUUAUCGUACAAAAUGUUCAUUAACAUCAGAUAAAUGUCAAACGAUAAUGUGUUUUUCAAAUCAAGCUGUAGCUUAUCCAUUACAAACAACUUUACUUACAUUAAAAAAUUAUAAAUAUAAUUUAUUUCAAUUUCCUGAAACAAUUCAUGAUUAUUUUAAGCUCAAUGAUCCAAUUUUUACGCUUCAGACACCUUAUUACUCAUGUAUGGGUUAUGUACAACAGAUAGUUAAAAAUAACAAUGAAAAAUAUAUGAUUGAAUGUCGUAUGGAACCAUCCGAUAUAACAAAUCAACCUGAUAUACAUGCGUCAUUGAAUCGACUUAGCCGUUUACAACUACAAUAUUGGACAGCACAAGAAAUUGCUCAGUAUCUACAAACAAUGCCCUAUGUUAUAUCAAAAUUAACAGGCACAAUUAUUGUAACUACUGGAACAGGACGACGUGACAAUGUAAAUCGAAUUAAUGUAGGAUUUUCAUGGAAAGCAAAUAAACCUGUUAAACAACUUUAUGGUUAUACGAAAAAAGAAGAACAAGUAUGGCUAUAUUCCGAUGCAGCAGUACUCAUCAUUUCUGAUUAUAUGUUACAAUUUCCUGAAAUUAUUGCAGAAUUGAUAAGAAAACCGAAAGAUGAUUCAUAUCCAGAAUUAAAUAUUUGGCCAAUAAGAAAAGGGAAAUCUCGACUACAAGAUGCUCGUACUUGGAUUAAAAAUCUGCCAACAUAUUCCAUAUCACUAAUGGAUGGUGCUUGGCAAGUACUUGAUGCACCUGUUAUUAAAGAAAUUGAUCGAAUAACAAAAUUAUUCUAUACAAAACAUUCAAUAAAAAGUUCUAAUGAAAAAACUAAAUUAAUAUCACUUGAAGUCAACCGUAUAUUUAAACCAAGUGAAUCCUGUGGUAUGUGUGAUUCUGACAUUGAAACUCGUUAUGAUCUCUAUGAUCGUGUUAUUACUGUUCGUCUCGGCACUGGUGUGCCGAUUGGUACACGUGGUACAAUCAUUGGUGUUAUGCUUGGUCAAACACAUCUAGAUACGUACUAUGAAGUUUUAUUUGACCAUUUACCAAAGAAUAGUCUUGAUGCUAUUCUAUUGGGCAGAAAUAAUCAGCAAUGCCGAAUUAAAGUUCGUUCUUAUCAUUUACUUAAUUAUUCUCAUUCGCUUCGUACUCGUUCAAUAACUAAUUAUCAACAACAACGAUCAGCACCAGGUGAAAGCAUUUGGGACAAACGAUCAUCAGAACAAUCAUCGACACCUCGACAAACUCAAGGUCAGCAGCAGCAGCAACAACAACAACAACAACAACAACAACAACAACAACAACAACAGCAGCAGCAGCAGCAGCAAACACCAACUCGAAUUCUUAAACGAACUACGAAUGAUAAUACUCCAACAACAACAAAAUCUGCGCCAAUAACAGCAUCUACACAAGAGAAACCUAAUUUUAUUGAAACAACAACUACUCCUAUUCAAGAGCAAGAAACAAAAAGAAAUCCUGCAUCGUCAACAUCGACAGAAAAAUCGACAUUGCCUCAAGCAACAGCAACGAAUUCAUCAUUAGCAUUACAAAGUCAAACGAAUUCUGUGUUACAACCACCAUCCGUUGAAAAGCUUCCAAAACCAGAAGUUAGUUUUUCAUCAAAAAAUACAGCCUUGCCAAUCGUCAGUGACGCAAGAGUAUCUGUACCAAUCUCGUCUACUAAUCCACAGAUAGAUUCCUUACUAUCACGUGCCAUUCAAGCAUCAAAACAAAUGCCAAAUCCACUAGAACAGAAGCAGAAUACUCAAUCAAAUAUAGUUCAGCAGCAAGUAUCGGAUGCAAUACCACCACUAAUAGUACAACAAAAAUCUAAUGAUCUGUCUUCAUUUAUUCAACAAGCGUCUAGAACCAUUCCAACAACGUCAAUGUCAAACCAACAGCAACAACAAUCUGGUGAUAUCUUUAUGAUGCAUCAACAAAUAUGGGACACACCACCACGACAAGCAGUGCCAAAUACAAUCUUUGCUCAAGCAAUUGAAAGUAUGUCACGUGCACCGCCAUCGCCAUUAUUAUCUUCUCAAAUUGAACAACAAUCUCCAAUAUACAACCCAUUACAAUCGCAAUCAAUACAGCAACAACAAGGACCUCUGUCCAUUCUGCAACGUGCAAUUCAGCAAUCUGAACAACAAUUUAACAUGAAUCUAACACCUCCAACAAUAUCAAAUGAAUUACCUGCUUUACCAGUUUUUCAACCAUUUGAUUUAAUUCCUCCAAAUACAUAUCCUGGUUUUCCUAUUGGACCGGUAAGCAAUCCAGUUCCAAUGCAACAACAACAAUCACCAGCACAAUCGAACAACAUUCGUAUGGGAUCACCUCAUAUAAUAUCUAGUCCUAAUGUAUCUCAUAAUUCUUCGCCAUCACAACCCCAAACACCGCAACAAAUAAGUUCACCUCGUAUGUCAGGUGGAUCGACUCUUCAGUUCGUUCCAUCACAAGUCUUACGUAAUAUGUCUAAAAAUCACAAAUAA
Messenger RNA from Rotaria socialis, 5253 nucleotides. The record is from the annotation of a GenBank genome assembly. Lineage: Eukaryota; Metazoa; Rotifera; Eurotatoria; Philodinida; Philodinidae.